Messenger RNA from Fusarium pseudograminearum CS3096, 975 nucleotides. RefSeq lists its product as uncharacterized. Gene Ontology annotation, molecular function: oxidoreductase activity. The transcript has 2 exons. Lineage: Eukaryota; Fungi; Ascomycota; Sordariomycetes; Hypocreales; Nectriaceae. Bases 1 to 975 code for a protein of 324 amino acids. The record is from RefSeq and is a predicted model, not a curated record.
AUGCCUCAUGCCUUGAGUAAUGCAAGGGCUAUCGAAGCUCAUUACCUUCGCAACGCUCUCGAUGUAUUGAUCAUUGGAGCAGGACCUGCCGGUCUUUCGGCGGCUUUGUCCUUGGGGCGCGUCCGUCGCAGUGCGGCUAUCUUCUAUUCAGAUGGAGACAGAAGGCCGGCACGCUCUGACCUGCAUGCCGAUGAUGGGAAACGGACGACGUCGGUUCAAACUGACAUGAUAGCCGAACUGAAGACCAAGUUCAAGAUUGUCCUUUUUACCAACACAGCGGCCAAGUCUGUUCGUGAGAGCGGCAUGAUCUUCGAGGUGGUGGAUAGAGCCGGUCGGUGCUGGAAAGGGAGAAAGGUUAUACUUGCUAUGGGCAUUCAUGAAUCUCUCCCGGACUUAUCAGGCUAUCAAGAACUAUGGGGAACAAAGAUAUUUGACUGUUUCCAGUGUCAUGGGCUUGGAGACUCGAACGCCACUUGUGCCGCUGCUUUGAUCACCUCGGACGAUGAAGAGUCUAUAGACUCGGCCAUUUUCUCUGCUCACCUGGCGCGUCAAUACACACCUGAUGUAACCCUGUUGGUCAAUGGCUCACCACAUCUCGAACAACACCCACACGUUAUUGCCACUGCGAACCGGGGCUUCAAGAUAAACAACAAGGCUAUUAAACAUUUCUCGAAAGCUGGUCCGGACUCAGUUACUGUUGAGUUUACAGAUGGGACGAAAGCUAUGUAUGGGUUCAUAGCUCACAAGCCCAGAUCAGACGUCAAAGGGUCAUUGGCAAGAGAGCUAGAUCUUGAAAUGACAUCACGGGGACGAAUAUUGGUUGAGGGUGAUUUCCAGGAGACCAGCAUCCGAGGUGUUUUCGCUGCUGGUAGCUGUGCUACAAUGAUUGAUGAUGAGGCGGUGGAGAUUAGUAGCGGUAUGACAGUUGGUAUGGGAGUCAAUCUGCAAAUUGCCGAGGAUGAUGCAAGGUUGUAG